Colletotrichum abscissum is the source of this 1965-nucleotide messenger RNA. Its product is annotated as nonselective cation channel. Lineage: Eukaryota; Fungi; Ascomycota; Sordariomycetes; Glomerellales; Glomerellaceae. Bases 1 to 1965 code for a protein of 654 amino acids. The transcript has 4 exons. The record is from RefSeq and is a predicted model, not a curated record.
AUGUAUUUGCGACGCAGACGGACCACACCGACCUGUGAGAAGCUGGAGAUGAGACGGUCGCCGACGGAGGAGAUGGCGGAAGAGGCCAAGUUGUGGACGGGCCGUCAGAGGUGUCGUGGUGACGAGGAGGACGACGACGAAGGUCCUGGUGUCGCUGGCGGCUCCGAGACUGAGGCUUGUCUUGGUGAUGGUGACGAUGAAGAGAAACCAGGGAUUCCGUCUUCAGUUUCUGAGCUGCCCAUCUAUGUUUCAAUGCAUCGCGUCCGCCGGCUCAUCAAUGCAAGUAUAGAUGAUCCAUACACACUGAGCCAGUUGAGUGACCCCAGGAUGAACAUUCUCAUCGUCCGGCCUCUCGUUGAGCGUCUGUAUCAUCCCAACGACAUCACCAUAGCCCGCGUCCUCCGCCGCUUCCACGAAGCCAAUCCGGGCUCCCAAGGACUCCUCUUCCUCUCGCGCCUCCUCGUCGGCGGCUUCGAUCCGUUUGAGGGCGCCCCCGAAGCCGUGGAGUUCGAAGGCCGUCGGCAGUGGGCACCCCAGGAACGCGGUGGUCUCGAACGCAAACUCACCGCCCUCGAGCUGGCCAUCCUCUCCGAGAGCAAGACCUUUAUCUCCUCGCCCGGUUGCCAGCGCGUCAUCAACGCCGUCUACGAGGGCCGCGUCGUCUACACCCCGCUCUCUUUUGUCGACAUCCUGCCCGACCACUACGAGUACCGCCCCAUCUCCCUCUACGACCCGCGGAAAGCGCCCCUCCUGAACCACUACCGUCUCAUCGUCCCGCGCUCCCGUAACUCCAUCGAAUUCGUCCAGUUCCUCAUCCUGAUGAUUCUCUACUUCCUCGCUAUGCUCUACCGCCGCAGCAGCAACGAGGUCUUCGAGUUCCUCUUCUGCAUCUACGCCGCCGGCUGGGUCCUCGACGAAGUUGCCGCCGUCGCGGAACAUGGCUGGGAGGUCCACGCGCAAAACCUCUGGUCCUGGCUUGACGUCACCUUUUCCGCAAUCUACGCUGUAUACGUCCUCGCGCGCAUAUACGACGUAGGCGCAGGACACUUCCCCGACGGCCAUGGCCUACACAUCCUCCCGCUCGCGGCGCCGAUCCUUCUCACCCGCGUCGCCUUCAACAUCGCACCCGACAACAUCGUCCUCAUCUCCCUGCACGCCAUGAUGAAGGAUUUCUUGCUGCUGUCGUUCCUCGCGUGCUGGUGCUUCAUGGGUUUCCUCCUUGCGCUGCAGUGGCUCAUCGACUCCAACGAUAACCUCAACGAGACGCCUUCGUGGUUCGCCAUUUGCAAGUGGAUGCUCUGGAUCUGGUUCGGUCUCGACGGCACCGGCAUCCAGGAGUCGACGCAGUUCCACAUCAUUCUCGGCCCGGCGCUCAUGGUCGGCUUCGCGUUCCUCGGCAACACGCUGUUCCUGACGAUCCUCGUCGCCGUUCUGACAAACACCUUUUCCAACAUCAUUGCCGACGAGGCGGCCGAGGUGCGCUUCCGCCGCGCGGUGCUGACUUUCGAGGGCGUCAAAAGCGAUGCCAUUUUCGCGUACCCGCCGCCUUUCAACAUCUUUGCGCUUGCGACGCUGCUGCCAUUACGGUUCGCCGUGUCAGCCGAGACGUUUCACAGGGUCAACGUGGCGCUGAUCCGCGCGCUGAAUUUGCCGACCCUGCUGCUCAUCAGUCUAUACGAGAGGCGACAAUUCUCGCGCCGGAUGAGGAAGAAGAUGAAUGGUGGCGGUGGCCGCCGAAGGUUCUUGGGGUGGCAGCUUUCGGGAUUUUCGCCGCACGGUGACAUCCAGGCCGUGUUCGAUACGGCGCCACCGCCGGAUGUUGCUGAUUUGAUCGAGGAGCUGGAUAAGAUUGGCGACGAGGGGUCUGUGACGAGCGAGGUUGUGCCCAAGUUGUCGGCUGAUCUGAGCCGACCCAUUCGAUGGAGAUCAAGGCUACGGAAUGGGGUCCAGGAGCACGAUGAUUAA